UGUUUGUCACGUGACCUAACGCUGGCCUGUCAUUGGUCAACGGCUACUACGUGUUUAUUUCCGGAAGUUUGUUGUCGGACUUUCCAGACUAACAAACAUCAAAUCUGCAGCGCCCGCCAACAGUUAACCAGGUGUGUCCAAAUCCACGCCAUGGCGCAUUGGUUUCAUAGAAACCCGCUGAAGGCGACAGCUCCGGUGUCCUUUAAUUUCUACGGAGUGGCCGGAAGUCCCGCUGCCAACAAGAUCUGCAAUGACCUGAGGACAACCCGAGCGAGGCUGCUGGACGUGUUCACCGAUGUCACCUGCAGUCCAGAGAUCAUGAAGAACGCUACGGAUGCUUACUUUUCUCUGCUGCAAUGCUUCAUCUCCUCGCUGGAUGGAACCACACAGGAGAACAAGAUGAGGUUCAUCCAGAACUUUAAAUGGACUGACACUUUACAGGGAAACGUACCGAGUGCCCAGCAGGACGCGCUGUUUGAGCUGGCCUCCAUGGCCUUUAACGUUGCCCUCUGGAACACCAAGUUUGCCUCGAGACUCGCUGGGAAGGAAAACAUAACAGAGGCUGAAGCCAAAGAUGUUCACAGGAGCUUGAAGGUUGCUGCUGGAAUAUUCAAAGCUCUCAAGGAGGUCCACGUUCCUCGCCUCAUCACUCCGGCUGAAAAGGGCCGAGACCUGGAGCCCCGAGUGAUGGACGCCUACAUCAUCCAGUGUCAGGCUGAGGCUCAAGAAGUGACGAUUGCCAGAGCCAUCGAACUGAAGCACAACGCCUCACUGAUCGCAGCUCUGGCGUUUGAGACGGCAAACUUCUAUCUAAGAGCCGACCACACACUGAACACUCUGGAGCCGGAGUGCAGCAGCAAGUGGAGGAAGUACCUCCAGCUGAAGCAGCACUUCUACAUGGCUUAUGCGUACUGCUACCAUGGACAGACGCUGCUGUCCAGUGAUAAGUGUGGAGAGGCUAUAAGGUCCCUGCAGGAAGCCGAGAAGUGUUACUCCCGUGCCGAGGCGCUGUGUAAAGACUAUCGUCAGACCAAAGGCCCGGGCUCCACGGCCAAACCGUCGGAGCAGCUGUUCUUCCUCAAGCUGGGCGGCCUGAUCAAAAACACCCUGGAGAAGUGCCAGCGAGAGAACGGCUUCAUAUACUUCCAUAAGGUCCCGGCUGAGGCGCCCCAGCUGGAGCUGAAGGCCAGUUAUGGUCUGGCUGAACCAGUCCCCUUCGAGCUGCCGCCCCUCAGUCAGCAGUGCACCGCUGAAGUCUACGCCACCUUUGAUCUGACCAAGGGAGCCAGAAACGACAAGGCCAAACCCAAGGAGGAGGAGGUGAAGCCGGUGAAGGAACCAGACCUGAAGCCUCAGCAGGACACGGGCUGCAUCCUCUCCUAAACCUUCUGCUCUUCAUCUCUUCAGCCUCACGCUCACCAGUUAUAGUAACACGGUCUGGUUCUCUUUAUAGGAGACGCCUUUGUUUCAGCAUCAGUUUGUAUUUUUUACUGUCAUGCUGGAGCGUUAUGUUUAGACACGGUCCCUUAUUACAUCUACAAGUGCGUCCCACGGACGGUCAUCUGCGUCGGAAACACAAGACUCUCCUCUAGUUUGUGAAAACACAGACCGGGAAGGUGGAAGGUUUCAAAGUGCAAAAACGACCAACCUUGUUUUUCCUCUCUCUUAAACAUUUCGGGUCUGAAAGCUGCAUUUCCUGUUAAACAGAAACAUGGCUGCACGCGCUCCAACCACACAUUUGAUUAUUUUGUCACCUGAUGUCUGAAUUGUGAGAGGUGAACUCAAACACUCAAAUAAAAGAUUGAUGGUUCUGUCAGAAUCCAGCCAGUAAUGACGCGCCACUUUAAACCAGGAUGGGGCGUGAGGCUUAUGGGUAAUGUAGUUGAAGCGCUUGUCUGAGUUUGGACCUCUCUGCCCCGAUACAUGACUCAUAAACUGAACACAUGCUGGAUGUUGACACCAAAAAAAUUCUUAUCUCCCAAAUCAUCUACAAGAUGCGCUUUUAUUUUGAAAAGUUACAGCACAUUAGAUUCGAUGAGAACAAUCCAGCAGAAGAAAGUUUGUUCAUUCAGCUUCUGGCUAAAAGAGAUUAUUUGUGUCUAAACCUGAACAACCCACUGAGGAUAAUCUGGGAUGUGCGUCCAUGACGGCAGACGCUAGACGGCGUGAUUAUUGCUGGUGAGUUUGUCGUAGCUGUUGCCGUUUACAGUCACUCUGAUCACGUAUAUGUGCUGUAGUUGUUUUCCAGGUUCUAUGACUUUUUUCUACUUUCAUGUUGGAUUUUGCUCAUGCUUGUGUUGUUGGGAAUAUUUAUUUCUGUUCUGUAAUAUUAUUCGACACGAGCUGUCGAACUCAACUCCACUUUUUCUGGGGUUGACUGUGAUGUUUUUGCCUGGCUGGUCUCUGAUAGGGCCAGGGCGCCCUUAAAAGAUGCACACAUGAUGUUGCCCAGCUCCCUGGACAUUAAACGACAAACUCCAUAAACAGAAGCUUAGCUACUAAACUCAAAUUCAUGAUAUAUCACUCACAAACUGUACAAGCAGGAAUCUGGAGGUUUAUUCUCAAAGGGCACCAUCUGGGAGGGGGGGGGGUCGCACCUUUAAGCCUGCCUCCCUGUUUCAUGCUUGCAGCUGGAAGGUAUGCCUCUCGUUCGGGAACACGCCCCUCUAGCCAGCUAAAAGAACUAAAACACGUCAUCCAAGUAUUGUCCAAGCUCUUCAUUCAUGUCCACACAUAUUUUAAAGACUUGUCCAGAAAUGCCACCAGCUCUGCAUGAGUCCAGGUACUUCAGCGCUCCGUGCAUGGAGCUCUACGGGAUGGAGAGUGGGAUUAGCCCAAAGACAUUUUUCCUGAUGUGUAGUCUUCAUCAGGGGUACUGGUCCGAUACAUCAGGCGUACUGGUCCGAUACAUCAGGCGUACUGGUCCGAUACAUCAGGCGUACUGGUCCGAUACAUCAGGGGUACUGGUCCGAGGCCACUUAACAAAACGACCUUGAAGUUGAUGCACACCGGCGCCGUUCCUACCUCUCCUGCUUGACGGUCGGACCAGGGAGGGGGUGCGCGUGGUUCAGGGGCCAAGGCCCGCGGGCCGCCUGUUUCGUACAGCUGGCCUACUUUAUAUUGCAGUGCAGGGUAAGUCUUAUCACUUUUACGAAUUUCCAAAAAAUCCAGUCUGAAUCCUUAAAGGGGAAAAUUCCAGAUGGCUGCUUUCAACGGGGUUCCCAGUUUUGUUUAAAGAGUCCAGUCCUUGUUUUUCUUCAACAUAAAUCCAGAUUCUAUCUAAAAACAAUCCACCCUCCACCUGAAGUUCCAGCACCUACAACGCCACUCCUAUUUACCCCACCAUCUUCCUCCAUGCAUCAAUCUUUCCACUUCCUGUCCAUAUAACAAAUCAAACCGCUCCCCCUACUCUCUUCCUUGUUACCAUCACCUUUGUCUUUUUCACAGAAAACCAGACACCCCGCUCAAUUGCCCCCUUUUCUACCUGCCCUAUGGCACCCUCCACCAACCCCCGUGAUGAACUUCAUAUUUGUGUCCCUCAUCCACACUGGCCCAUCCUCCAGUGGGGUGUACUAACUGGAAACCACUGGCUGGACCAUGCCCACGUGGGAGCAUGUAUUCUUGAAAAUGUUCAACAUGGUGAUGAGUAGGGCUGAACGAGUUUAGGAAAAGAUUGAAAUUGCGAUUUUUUUAGCAGAAAUUGUGAUUUCAGUUCUAUUCACGAUUUUCUCCAAACAAAGGUAUAACAGUAGCCUGCCAAGCCAUCCUCUAUAUUAAGUGAAAACAUGGUCUAGACCAGGGUUUCUCAACGGGGGCUGUAGCGCCCCCUAGUGGGCAUUCAGACUAUAUAAGGGGGCGGUGAAAGUUUUUUGCCUCUGAAGGGGGCGCUGAGAUGCUAAUGGUGGGCGCUAGCGAUACAGGACAUUUAUAACAGACAAUGGCUCAGAAUAAAAAGAAGUGCUGACAGUACAAUGUGGACUACCUUCGGUAUGGAUUUAGUCCUUCACCCACGAAUCCACAACUCCCCAUGUGCCUGCUUUGUGAACAAGUUUUUUGAAACAAAGCAAUGAAACCCUCCCGGCUUAAGGAGCACUUGUCCAAAAUGCAUCCAGACAAAGCUUCAAAGGAACUGAACUAUUUUCAGGUAUUUAAAGAGAGACACUCGAAGAGAGGUAGCAUUAGCAGUAUGUUUGCUCGAAGCUCAAAUUUACUGGACCGAGGAUUAUAGCUUCCUAAGAUGUCUUGUUGCUAAUAGCUAAAAACACUUUUUUAUGAUACUUUUUUAAUGACAUAUUUGUAUGAAACUGUUUCAACUCGAGGCUGAAUUGUUUAUUUAUUUAUUUUUUUAAAUUAUUAUUUUUGUAUCAAAAAACUUUCCGUUUCUCUGCGUGGGACAUUGGUGGGCAGUAAGGGAUUUCAGCAUGACUUGGGGGGCGUUUAGCUGAAAAAGGUUGAGAAACCCUGGUCUAGACUCUAAUCUAGUAAAACCAAUUAUUCACGUUAAUAUUUACUCUCAUACAGUAAAAUCAGUUAAAGCUAUUAAUAUUUUCCCAUUAUUAUAUUUAUAUCUUUUUUUUUACUUUUUAAUGUGCUUGUGAAGCAACUUGUGAUUUUUAUCUAGAGAGGUGCUUUAUAAAAAACAGGUUCUUGUUCUACUCCAAACAUGCAAGAAGUAAAUCUGAAGGUAGAAACAGCUUUCAAAUGUAUUCAAUAAACAAUGCUCACCGUUUUCCCUGCACUACCAAGGCAGGCUGGCUGCACGUUUUUCCUCACUAAACUGCUAUAAAACCUAGCUUAUGCUGCGGGCAGCUCCGUGAGACAGACAUGCAUCGAAAGAGACACUCUGACUCGUUGGCUUGUUUGAACUAACGUGUGCCAUCAUAAAAAUUCAAACCAUUUUAAAAGAAGUUCAACUUUCAAGUCAACUAAAGUGCGCAAAGCAUAAACCAAGCUUUAAAAAUCAGCUUGAACGUGCUCCGAUGUGGGAGGAGUCUCUGUCCUGUGCUCACCUACGGUGCCAUUAUUAUCAGCUCUAGCAGCGCUGUGUGUGGGAAAAUAACCUAAAGGUGCAGCUCUGUCCGCUCUGGGCGGUACACCCCUCCCCCACGCUGGCUGUUCGGCUGCCAUAACACACUGGGGGGAAGCCCUGGAUGUAAAAAAAGUUGACACAACAGAUCCUGGAUCAGUCAAAACCACUAAAAAACAGCAGCUUUGACUGUCACAUGAUCAUGCUGUUUGAAAUCAAAACCAAUAGAUCGUUCAGCCCUAGUGAGGCCAAGUGGGCCUUCACAACACGUGUACCGUAUGUUGGUUUUGACCUUUAACACAACCAACACAAUUACUUCUGUUUGUCUCCGAAAGUCGUCCAGGCCAUCCUUAAAAAUCAGUUUCAGCCAUCUGCUGCUGGAUCUUACCCACAUGUAUAUUUGAUUACCUAAAAAGUAGUACAAGCACAUUAUAACACUUUAUUCAACAUUAUUCAUAUUUAUAGCUGGUUUAGUUAACUGACUUGUAGUUUUCAAGCACUGAAGAACUGAUUUCCAUCUAUUGCUGCAGUGUAAAUUCACUUCUUCCACCUCUGGUGAUGUCCAUCAUGUAAAAUGUAACUCAUCAAUGGUAUUAAAUCAUCCGGAAAAGCCA
Molecule: messenger RNA, 5640 nt
Organism: Nothobranchius furzeri (turquoise killifish)
Lineage: Eukaryota; Metazoa; Chordata; Actinopteri; Cyprinodontiformes; Nothobranchiidae
Gene: brox
Product: BRO1 domain and CAAX motif containing
Source: RefSeq, a predicted model, not a curated record